GUGACAUGGUGUUUUUUGUUUUAGUCUAUCAUUCGAUCAUAAGCUGCUUGUUAGUGGGCAGAGUAUAAAAUAAGAUGGAAAUAACAUGAUUAAAAACUGAUCAUAUGGCAGCAAUUUCAUGUUUACAUCAUUUUAGAAGAAGAAAUAAAAUAUUUACCAUAAUUAUGUUGCUGUCGGAUCUUCCAUGGCCACUAGUCUUUGGUCCAUAUCCCCUGCUGUAAGGAAGUGUCCACGAGCUUUGGUUGUGUCUAUGCAAUGUUCAGUUCAUUUCUUCCUCAACAAAUCUGCCUGAGAAGAAUUCCACUGGUAGCCCUCACCCGGUACAAUGCCACUGUAGUGCGUCCACUGUCUAGCUCACUCAGAUGUUACCAGUCCACAAAGAGUCAGGUUGACUCAAUAAAGAAGACUCAACAAAAUGGAAAUAACUUUGAAAUAAUAUACAAGUUUCCGUACAUCAGGCUGGCUCACGCAUUGUGCCGUCUGAAGAUAUACCAGACAGGCCUCACGGGUCUUGCUGUGCCUGGGGCUGGAUAUUUUGUGUUUUUGGGAAGUUUAGAUCCUGGGAGUUUUGUUGCUGUUGUUGUCAUUAAUGGGUUAGCCUUUCUGAUGCUCUAUGUUAUGGGAGAGAUCUUCCGAAGGACAGUCGGCCAUGUUUAUUAUGACUCGAGGAGCAAUUUAGUUAAGGUGUCACAUCUGACCUUCUGGGGAGGACGUAAGGACGUACACAUCCCCUCCAGUGACAUAGUACCACUUACUGACACAUCUGAUAAUCUUGCUGACAUUUAUGUUCGUCUCUUAAGAUAUUCUCAACCCAAAUUCUCACUCUUCCUUUGGCUCAGAUUUGGUGGCAUCAUUGAUUACCAGAAAUUUAAUAGUGUCUUUGGUGAUCUUCAUCCAGAGGAACAACUGAAAAAGUUAGACUAG
Messenger RNA from Homarus americanus (American lobster), 924 nucleotides. Its product is annotated as transmembrane protein 186-like. Gene Ontology annotation, cellular component: mitochondrion. The coding region runs from base 256 to 924 and encodes 222 amino acids. The record is from RefSeq and is a predicted model, not a curated record. The transcript has 2 exons. NCBI's taxonomy places the organism in Eukaryota, Metazoa, Arthropoda, Malacostraca, Decapoda, Nephropidae.